Paramecium sonneborni is the source of this 462-nucleotide messenger RNA. NCBI's taxonomy places the organism in Eukaryota, Ciliophora, Oligohymenophorea, Peniculida, Parameciidae. The record is from the annotation of a GenBank genome assembly.
AUGCAAUAACUUUACCCUAGAAUAAGAGCAUCAUCAGUUUAAGAACAAGGAGAACAGAGAGCCAAAUUACCAAAUAUACUUACACCUACCUUUGCAGAUUGGAAAAUUAUAAGUGAUACUAAAGCUCACCCUAAGGUUAGCAGAAGGAAUCCUCUAUUUAAAUUUGGUUUGAUUCCACCAAAAAAGGCUGUUACACCUUAAUCGUCUGCUAAUUAAAAUCCUUAAGAUUUUAGAGGACUUAAAUCAGAGGAACAAAGUUAAAGGAUGAAAGAAAAAAUUGUUGAAGACAGAGUAAGCACAACAGAAACAAAUAAUCUUUAAUAAUUUGAAUAAGAAAAAAAAUAUUUUCAAUUGCGAAAUAGAUCUGUAAGCGGACCCAAAAAUACAAAUCAAUUAGUAUACCUUCCAAUAAUAUUUUAAGUUGAUUGAAUGCAAAUAAUUAUUUGACAAUCAAAAAAAAGC